This is a messenger RNA of Toxorhynchites rutilus septentrionalis, 3321 nucleotides long. RefSeq lists its product as uncharacterized. Bases 1 to 3321 code for a protein of 1106 amino acids. Lineage: Eukaryota; Metazoa; Arthropoda; Insecta; Diptera; Culicidae. The record is from RefSeq and is a predicted model, not a curated record. Gene Ontology annotation, biological process: DNA integration. The transcript has 2 exons. Gene Ontology annotation, molecular function: nucleic acid binding.
AUGCAUCGAACGUUGCAUAUCUCUACAAAAUCACCAGAUGAAGAGCUGAAUGAGCUCGUGAAGCAAUAUUUUUCUGUUGAGAGCUUUGGUGUGGCCGUAGUUCCAGUAGCUGAGGGGAGUGAAGAUAGACGUGCUCGAAUCAUUUUGGAAGACACGACAGUGCGUACUAGAUCUGGGAAGUUUGAAACCGGAUUGUUAUGGCGGCAUGACUACGUGGAGUUUCCGGAUAGUCGACCAGCAGCAGUUAAAAGAUUAGUUUGCCUCGAACAUAAGUUGAGUAAAAAUAUUAAUUUGUACGAAAAGGUUCGUGAGCAAAUUUGUCAGUAUGAAAUCAAGGGAUACGCGCAUAGAGCAACGAUAGACGAAUUGAAGCGGUUUGAUCCUCGGCGCACGUGGUUUCUUCCGCUUGGUGUGGCUCUGAAUCCAAGGAAGCCAGAGAAAGUGCGAGUGGUCUGGGAUGCAGCGGCAAAAGUCAACGGAGUGUCUCUAAAUUCGAAGUUGAUGAAAGGUUCGAAUCUAACAGCUUCAUUCACGGCAGUUUUGUUUCUAUUUCGUCAAAGGCAAGUGGCGAUAACAGGCGACAUAAAGGAAAUGUUCCACCAGCUGUACAUUCGUCAACAAGAUCGGCAAUCCCAGUUGUUCUUGUGGAGAGAUGAGCCGACAAAACCUAUCGAAACGUAUGUGAUGGAUGUCGCAACAUUUGGGUCUACUUGUUCACCGUGUUCUGCACAAUACAUCAAAAACCGAAAUGCUGAAGAACAUAGAGAGGAGUACCCGAACGCAGCAGAUGCUAUAAUCAAAAACCAUUACGUGGAUGACUACCUAGAUAGUCAAGACACUCCAGAAGAAGUGAUUCGGCCACUGCUACAAGUGAAAAAGGUUCACCAAAGAGCUGGUUUCGAAAUAAGAAAUUGGUUGUCGAAUUCGAAAGACGUCUUGAGACGGGUCGGGGAUUCCAUCCCGACUUUAUCGAAGAACUUUGUGGUUGGCAAAGAAGAAGGAAUGGAACGUGUUCUCGGGAUUGUGUGGAUUCCCCGUGACGAUAUGUUUCGCUUCACCAUAGUUUUCCGUUCAGACGUACAAGACAUCGUAGAGAGUGAUGAUGUUCCUACUAAACGGCAAGUGUUGAGAGCAGUGAUGAGCAUUUUUGAUCCACUUGGAUUGAUCGCGUCUGUAACUAUUCACGGAAUGAUACUAGUUCAGGAGUUGUGGCGACAAAAAAUAGGCUGGGACGAUUGUAUUCCGGAAAAUAUAUGGGGCAAGUGGAAGCGAUGGAUAGAAUCGCUCAAAGGUCUUCAAGAAAUCAACGUGUCACGGUGCUACUUCCCAGGUUAUGAUCCAUGCAGUUACGAUAGCCUUGAGAUGCACGUCUUCGUAGAUGCUAGCGAAUUAGCUUAUACAGCACUCAGCUAUUUUCGUAUAAUUGACCGUGGGAUUGUCCGUGUUGCUCUAGUCGCAGCGAAAUCUAAGGUUGCCCCACUCCAAGCUCUAUCGAUAACCCGACUUGAACUUCAGGCAGCCGUACUGGGUGUCAGACUGGCCAAAACGGUAGUGGAACAUCACAGCAUACCGGUACAACGUCCGUUCAGAAUUAACGAAAUCUUAACAGAGUCAGAUGAAAAAGAAUGGCACUGGGUUCCUACCCGAUUAAAUGUGGCCGAUGAAGGCACUAAGUGGACCAAGAUUCCAGAUCUUUCACAGCAUGGUCGCUGGUUUAAAGGAUCGGAGUUCCUUUACAAGGAAGAAGCAUUCUGGCCGCAACAAAAUCAACACCUGUCAGAAACAACAGAAGAUUUACGAGUUGUUCAUGUUCACAAACAUCUAAUUACUGAACCAUUAGUUGACUUUAGUCGUUUCUCCAGAUGGAAAAGGCUUUUAGGAGCAUUGAGAUACGUGUAUCGUUUCCUCUGGAGAUCUAAAAGGGUCGAUAGCGAGAAUAUAUCAACAAGAGCAGAGAGAAUUGUGUGGAAGCAGGUACAAAGCGAAGAAUUUCACGAUGAAAUGGUGAUCCUCAAACGUAACCUGGAACUAGUGAGUAGAGAGCAGCAUCUGCAGCUGCCUAAAUGCAGUCGAAUAAUUAACGUAUCACCCUGUCUUGACGAGUUUGGGGUGAUGCGCAGCGAGAGUCGUUUGGAAUCUGCCAACUUCAUUCAGUACGAUGCCAGGUUCCCGAUAAUCCUCCCGAAGGGACAUCACGCAACAAAUCUUUUAUUAGAUUGGUAUCAUCGUAAGUAUAGACACGAGAACGGAGAAAUAAUCGUCAACGAAAUACGCCAGAGAUUUUCCAUUGCACGAUUGAGAAUUGAAGUGCGGAAGGCAGCUAAACGCUGUCAAUGGUGCCGAGUCUUCAAGGCGGUGCCAAAUGCACCACGAAUGGCUGCUCUUCCUCCCGCCAGGCUCAUGCCAUUCAUUCGACCGUUCACAUGCACCGGAAUCGACUAUUUUGGUCCCUAUCUUAUUAAAAUAGGAAGAAGUUGCGUGAAAAGGUGGGUGGUACUAUUCACCUGCCUCACCAUAAGAGCAGUACAUUUGGAGCCUGUAACGGGUUUAACGACAGAUUCAUGUAAGAAGGCGAUACGGAGAUUCAUCGCGCGUCGGGGUGCACCACAAGAGAUUUUUAGUGAUCAGGGGACAAAUUUCAUCGGAGCGAGCAGAGAAUUGAGGGCCGAAGUGGAGGCAUUGAAUAAUGGAUUGGCGAGCACGUUCACAGAUACUUAUACGCAGUGGCAUUUCAACCCUCCAGCAUCGCCACACAUGGGAGGUUGCUGGGAGCGAAUGGUUCGUGCAGUUAAAGCAGCUAUAAAUUGUGUUCCAGAAGCCAGAAAGUUGGACGAAGAGUCAUUUCAUACGCUGUUGACUGAAGCGGAAUCGAUGAUCAAUUCCAGGCCAUUGACCUACAUACCAUUGAAAAAUUCAGAGGAAGAAUCGCUAACCCCGAAUCAUUUCCUUCUGCUUAAUUCGAAGGGAACUUGUCAGCCGAUGAAGACACCAGUACAAGAUGGUAUUGUACUGAGGAGUAGCUGGAACCUUAUUCAGAAUGUUUUGGAUCGUUUUUGGAAUCGUUGGGUUAAAGAGUAUUUGCCAAUAAUUUCACGAAGAACUAAGUGGUUUUCUGAUACUAGGUCAAUUAAGGUGGGAGACUUGGUAGUAGUAGUGGAUGAUCAAGUAAGAAAUAAAUGGGUGAGAGGACGGGUCUUGAAGGUAUUCCCAGGUAAAGAUGGAAGAGUUCGGAAGGUAGAACUGCAGACUUCGACAGGAGUGUACCAGAGGCCGGUUGUUAAGUUGGCUUUGCUGGUUGUCGAAGGUUCUAGUACAGCUUAG